Messenger RNA from Phascolarctos cinereus (koala), 1686 nucleotides. RefSeq names its product homeobox protein not2-like. The record is from RefSeq and is a predicted model, not a curated record. Lineage: Eukaryota; Metazoa; Chordata; Mammalia; Diprotodontia; Phascolarctidae. Gene Ontology annotation, biological process: regulation of transcription by RNA polymerase II; central nervous system development; neuron differentiation. Gene Ontology annotation, molecular function: DNA-binding transcription factor activity, RNA polymerase II-specific; RNA polymerase II cis-regulatory region sequence-specific DNA binding. Gene Ontology annotation, cellular component: nucleus.
UCAGACUUCGGCUUCAACUUCCCCAGACCCACCCCUUCUUCUGGUCUGGGUAGGUGGGUGGGGGGAGAUACGGAAGUGGAAGUGUUGGUUUGUGGGGGAGGGGAAGGAGCAGCUCGAGUUUAAGAGCUAAGAAACCCUCGGCAUCGCAGAUUUCCAGGUGCCUGGGGCUCCCGCGGCUCCCAGCCCCUUCUCGGCCUCAGGGUGCUCCUGGCUGAGGGGUGGGAGGUUGAAGGGUGAGAGGGACCCUGGGUCUCCAAAUUCCAAGGACGCCCGCCCAUUUUGCAUAUGAAUGAUUCAUUUUGCUUGGAGCUGGUGGGCAGGGGGUCGCCUUAAAAAGCUUCGGACCCCGCCCCCGACUCCCAGACUAGCUCCUGGCUCCCGGGAUUGCAUUCUCUGGUUUUCCUGGGAAGGAAGGAGCUGGAGUGCACAGCCGCCCUCCUGGGUUUCAGUACCAGGUCUGCCUUUAGCCCACGCCCGCACCUGCUCGCCCACAUCCAUCCCUGGACCGGUACUCCGGAACCCCCAGGUCUGCUAUCGCGGCGACCCUGCCGGCCACGCCACGCUGUCCGUCGGACCUUGGACGGCAUUCCACUCCGCGGGACGGACUGGGUCCCGGUCUUCGCUACUCUACACUCUGUGGCUCUCGGAGAUUCACCCGCCCAACUUCUCCAGGUCUCGCCAGCAUGACACAGAACCAUGAGGGCAGAAGUCCCUCUGACCCCCAGCGGCCCUUGGAUUCCUCCAAGUUGCCCUUCUCCAUCGACUCUAUCUUGUCCAAGGCCAACCCUCAGCCACGGGAACCCGCUCGAGUUUCGGGGGUCUUUGGCUUGGCGCUCCGAGAACCCCUGACCUCCCCGUUCACCCCGAACUGGCGAGUGACCUGCGAUUAUUCUGUGGGUUGGGUGUCCUCCUUUCCCAAUCUUUAUGUGUACCAGCCUUCUCCUAAGACCUUGCUGUCGGCGAUCCGCGUCCCACACCCUGCCGGUGUCUUUCCUGACGUCGCCUGCCCUGUCAAAGGCCAGGAGCUGGUGGAGCACUCAGCCCUGCAAGGACCUGUGACCUGGGGCCAGACUGACUAUCUGAACAAGGUAAAUGCAGUCCCCAAGUCAAGCCGGAAGAGGAGCCGAACAGUGUUCAGCUCUGAGCAGCUGGAAGAACUGGAGAAGGCCUUCCUGAAGCAGCCGUACCUGGUGGGGAUGGAGAGGACCCAAUUAGCCAGGCAGCUGCAUCUCUCAGAGACCCAGGUGAAAGUGUGGUUUCAGAACCGCAGGAUCAAGGGGAGGAAGCAAAGCCUGGCACAGAAGAAACAAAAGCUGCCCAGCCCAGCCAAGGGGUCCUUCUCCCCGCCCAUGUCGCCCCAGGAGCCCAGUAGCAGCAGCGGAGAAGACAGCAAUGACAAUGAUAAAACUGAGGCCCUGUCACACGAGGCAGCGGGGGAAGUGGAAGAGCCAGGAUUUCCAACAUGCCAGCUGUCCACCCCCAUCCAUGAGUGGCCCCUGCUAGUAGUCAUACUCUCCACUCCAGCUUGAUGUCUGCCAAAAGAUUUGUGGAGAAAGGAAUAAAAAUGCCUGGAUUCAGGUCCAUUCUACUCUACAUUCAUACUCUGGUCUUCCAUCCUGCCCAAUCAUCCUUUUAGUUAUUCUUUUUUUUUUUUUAGGCAAUUGGGAUUAAGUGACUUGCCCAGGG